UGUAUACGGAUCGAAUAGUUCGAUAGUCGAUUAAUUAAAAAAAUUGCAAAUAAAAUGAAGUUCCUGUUAGUCGUAGUACUUAUAACAAUUUUAACAAAUUCAAAAGUUUUAGCAAAACAACUCGAAUGUUACGAAUGCACCGGAGAUGAAUGCAAUGAUGAGGCAACUAUUCGAGUCGUUAAUUGCAAUGAUGAUUCAAUUACAACGACUAGCGCAACAACACAGACAUCCAGAUCAACGACAACAACCACACAAUCGACUUGGACGAUCCCAACAUCUAGUGGAACUACGGAAACAACAACGACACCCAAUUCACCAGAGCCAACGUCAAGUGAAACAACACCAUUGACCACGGACAAACUUCCACAAUCUGAGGAAACAACAGAUGGCUCUCCUGAAUCAAACGCCUUAAAAAACGGGGAGUAUUCCUCGGCGAAACUUCGAACCAUCACACGUAGACGCCGCGACGCUGAUGAUGGGUUUGUCUGCUAUACGAUGAAAUAUAAAGAUGGCGAAGCCACCAAAAUCCAAAAAGGAUGCACAAAAAAAUCAGAGAGCGGUAAUGCUUGUGCAGAUGUUUCGCUUCCAGCAAACACUACUCCUUUAAACUGUGACAUAUGUCCAGAGCCAAAAUGUAAUUCAAGUCCUGCCAUCGCAUUCUCUAUUCUGCUGACACCAGUGGUUGUAUUCAUUAGUUUCAUUUUAAAUUAUUAA
Stomoxys calcitrans (stable fly) is the source of this 714-nucleotide messenger RNA. RefSeq names its product ataxin-2 homolog. The record is from RefSeq and is a predicted model, not a curated record. The transcript has 3 exons. The coding region runs from base 55 to 714 and encodes 219 amino acids. Lineage: Eukaryota; Metazoa; Arthropoda; Insecta; Diptera; Muscidae.